GGUGGGAACGAGCGCUAUCGCGAGAGUGUGUUCUUGUUCUGUCGCCACCUCCAGCUAGCGCCGUUGCUGCGGGGGAUUGUGGGAACCUCCGCGUCCCGCUCGCUGAGAGAGGUAUCUCCUUUUCCCUCUCCCUUCCCCUAAGAGUUGUCUGCUGGUUCUCAGCUUGAAGAAGAUUCUACAGUCCUUAUUGAUCCUUUUUCUUGGCGUUACAAUUUUUGAAGCAAAGUUAACCUAGCUUUCUAGUUUGAGCUUUCUUUUUGGCCAUCUUUUAAAACUUUUUUUUUUUAAUCUAUAAAAUAGAAAAGAGAUAGUUCUACAAUGUCCAAGUCAUUCCAGCAGUCAUCUCUCGGUAGGGACUCACAGGGUCAUGGGCGUGACCUGUCUGCAGCAGGAAUAGGCCUUCUUGCUGCUGCUACCCAGUCUUUAAGUAUGCCAGCAUCUCUUGGAAGGAUGAACCAGGGUACUGCACGCCUUGCUAGUUUAAUGAAUCUUGGAAUGAGUUCUUCAUUGAAUCAACAAGGAGCUCAUAGUGCACUGUCUUCUGCUAGUACUUCUUCCCAUAAUUUGCAGUCUAUAUUUAACAUUGGAAGUAGAGGUCCACUCCCUUUGUCUUCUCAACACCGUGGAGAUGCAGACCAGGCCAGUAAUAUUUUGGCCAGCUUUGGUCUGUCUGCUAGAGACUUAGAUGAACUGAGUCGUUAUCCAGAGGACAAGAUUACUCCUGAGAACUUGCCCCAAAUCCUUCUACAGCUUAAAAGGAGGAGAACUGAAGAAGGCCCUACAUUGAGUUAUGGUAGAGAUGGCAGAUCUGCUACACGGGAGCCACCAUACAGAGUACCUAGGGAUGAUUGGGAAGAAAAAAGGCACUUUAGAAGAGAUAGUUUUGAUGAUCGUGGUCCUAGUCUCAACCCAGUACUUGAUUAUGACCAUGGAAGUCGUUCUCAAGAGUCUGGUUAUUAUGACAGAAUGGAUUAUGAAGAUGACAGAUUAAGAGAUGGAGAAAGGUGUAGGGAUGAUUCUUUUUUUGGUGAGACCUCGCAUAACUAUCAUAAAUUUGACAGUGAGUAUGAGAGAAUGGGACGUGGUCCUGGCCCCUUACAAGAGAGAUCUCUCUUUGAGAAAAAGAGGGGCGCUCCUCCAAGUAGCAAUAUUGAAGACUUCCAUGGACUCUUACCGAAGGGUUAUCCCCAUCUGUGCUCUAUAUGUGAUUUGCCAGUUCAUUCUAAUAAGGAGUGGAGUCAACAUAUCAAUGGAGCAAGUCACAGUCGUCGGUGCCAGCUUCUUCUUGAAAUCUACCCAGAAUGGAAUCCUGACAAUGAUACUGGACACACAAUGGGUGAUCCAUUCAUGCUGCAGCAGUCUACAAAUCCAGCACCAGGAAUUCUGGGACCUCCCCCUCCUUCUUUUCAUCUUGGAGGGCCAGCAGUUGGACCAAGAGGAAAUCUGGGUGCUGGUAAUGGGAACCUACAGGGACCAAGACACAUGCAAAAAGGCAGAGUGGAAACCAGCCGAGUUGUUCACAUUAUGGAUUUUCAGCGAGGGAAAAACUUGAGAUACCAGCUAUUACAACUGGUAGAACCAUUUGGAGUCAUUUCAAAUCACCUGAUUUUAAAUAAAAUUAAUGAGGCGUUUAUUGAAAUGGCAACCACAGAAGAUGCUCAGGCUGCAGUGGAUUAUUACACAACUACACCAGCAUUAGUAUUUGGCAAACCAGUGAGAGUGCAUUUAUCUCAGAAGUAUAAGAGAAUAAAGAAACCUGAAGGAAAGCCAGAUCAGAAGUUUGAUCAAAAGCAAGAACUUGGACGCGUGAUCCAUCUCAGCAAUUUACCUCAUUCUGGCUAUUCAGACAGUGCCGUCCUCAAGCUUGCUGAGCCUUAUGGGAAAAUAAAGAACUACAUAUUGAUGAGGAUGAAGAGUCAGGCCUUUAUUGAAAUGGAGACCAGAGAAGAUGCAAUGGCAAUGGUUGACCAUUGUCUAAAGAAGGCACUUUGGUUUCAAGGGAGAUGUGUUAAAGUUGACUUGUCUGAGAAAUAUAAGAAGCUGGUGCUGAGGAUUCCUAACAGAGGCAUUGACUUACUGAAAAAAGAUAAAUCCCGGAAACGAUCCUAUUCUCCAGAUGGAAAAGAAUCCCCAAGUGAUAAGAAGUCCAAAACUGAUGGUGCUCAGAAGACUGAGAGUCCAUCUGAGGGUAAAGAACAAGAAGAAAAGUCAGGUGAAGAUGGUGAGAAAGACACCAAGGACGACCAGACUGAACAGGAGCCCAAUAUGCUUCUUGAAUCUGAAGAUGAGCUGCUUGUUGAUGAGGAAGAAGCUGCAGCACUCCUAGAAAGUGGUAGUUCAGUUGGUGAUGAGACGGAUCUUGCUAAUUUAGGGGAUGUCUCUUCUGAUGGGAAAAAGGAGCCUUCAGAUAAAGCUGUGAAAAAAGAUGCAAGUGCUUCAGCAACAUCCAAGAAAAAACUUAAAAAGCGUUGUUUCCCAGGGAGUAUGGAAGGUUUGGUCGCUAUAGAUGAGGUUGGUGAUGAGGAAGAUUCCGAACUUCAGAAACUUCAUAAAUCAGGCAUGACAUUUAAAUCUGGUGACAAAAAUGAUGAUGGUUUGGUUGAAAUUAAGGUGGACAAGAUGGAGGAACUUGAUCAAGAAAAUGAGGCUGCAUUGGAAAAUGGGAUUAAAAAUGAGGAAAAUACAGAACCAGGUGCUGAGUCGGCUGAGAAUGCUGAUGAUCCGAACAAAGACACAAGUGAAAAUGCAGAUGGCCAAAUUGAUGAAAACAAGGAGGACUAUACAAUUCCAGAUGAGUAUAGAAUCGGACCAUAUCAGCCUAAUGUUCCUGUUGGUAUAGACUAUGUGAUACCUAAAACAGGGUUUUACUGUAAGCUGUGUUCACUCUUUUAUACAAAUGAAGAAGUUGCAAAGAACACUCAUUGCAGCAGCCUUCCUCAUUAUCAGAAAUUAAAGAAAUUUCUGAAUAAAUUGGCAGAAGAACGGAGGCAGAAGAAGGAAACUUAAGACGGACAAGAAGCUUAAUUUCAAAGAAAAUAAUGGUUCUUUGACUUUAAUGUUAACCUUUUUUAAGUACAAUACGGAUAGAACUAUUGUACUCUUUUGUUUUAGUGGAAAAUAAUAGCUGUCUGUUCAUGUGUUUUUAGUGUUAUAGCAAAAAGUACACAUACGGUUAAGUUAAUGAAAAAGUUUUUGUUUCAUCAGAGUGACAACAGACAAAAGUGCUUUGUAGAGAUUGACUGUUGUAAGCUAUGGAAAACAACUUGCACCACUAAGAGAAAGAUAACAUAGAACCAUUCAGAAAAAUGAAAUUUAGUAGUUUGAGGCUUCAAAGAAAUGUCAACUUUUGAUUCCAUUCAAUAAAGAACAAAACCAAUUGUA
Molecule: messenger RNA, 3381 nt
Organism: Acomys russatus (golden spiny mouse)
Lineage: Eukaryota; Metazoa; Chordata; Mammalia; Rodentia; Muridae
Gene: Matr3
Product: matrin 3
Exons: 15
Coding region: 319-3006 (895 amino acids)
Cellular component (GO): nucleus
Molecular function (GO): RNA binding; zinc ion binding
Source: RefSeq, a predicted model, not a curated record